AGGUGGUUGAUGGGCCGUUCUGGGGAGCCGGGCAGGCCGGGCUGACCGCGCCGUGCCGCGGCUCCCGCAGGAUGAGGGAGCGGUGGCUGCAGGUGGCACUGCUGGCCGUGCCCCUCCUGGCCGUGUACCUGCACGUCCCGGCCCCGCAGCUCUCCCCGGCGCUGCGCUCCUGGAAAUCCUCCGGCAGCUUCUUCACCUACAAGGACCUGAGCAUCUUCUACAGAGAUUCCAGCGGCGCCGUGGGCAGCUCGGACGUCGUGGUGCUCCUGCACGGCUUCCCAACGUCCAGCCACGACUGGAGCAAGAUCUGGGAAGGGCUGACCCAGCGCUUCCACCGGGUGAUUGCCCUGGAUUUCCUCGGAUUUGGAUUCAGUGACAAGCCUAGGCCCCAUGGCUACUCCAUCUUCGAGCAGGCCACCAUCGUGGAGGGGCUGCUGCGGCACCUCGGGCUGCGGCACCAGCGCAUCAACCUGCUGUCCCACGACUACGGGGACACGGUGGCCCAGGAGCUGCUCCACAGGUAUGAGCACAACAAAACUGGCAGCAUCCUGAUCAACAGCCUCUGCUUGUCCAACGGAGGGAUUUUUCCCGAAACAAACCACCCCCGCUUCAUCCAGCAGCUCCUCAAGGAUGGGGGGCUGCUGUCCCCCCUCCUCCUGCGGCUGAUGAACUUCUUCUUCUUCUCCGGAGGGCUCAGGGCAGUUUUUGGGCCCUACACUCAGCCCUCGCAGGCGGAAUUCUGGGAUAUGUGGACGGCAGUGCGCAAUAACGACGGGAAUCUCGUCAUGGACAGUAUUUUGCAGUACAUAAACCAGAGGAAGAAGCACAGAGAGCGCUGGGUUGGGGCUUUGAUGUCUACCUCAGUCCCACUGCAUCUCAUCUACGGGCCCCUGGACCCCGUGAAUCCACACCCAGAGUUCCUCCAGCUUUACAAGAAGGUGCUGCCCAUGUCCACAGUGUCUGUUCUGGAUGAGCACAUCAGCCACUAUCCCCAGCUGGAGGAUCCCCUGGGAUUUCUGAAUGCCUACCUGAACUUCAUCAACUCCUUCUGAGCUGCUGCAGCUCAGUUCUCACUCUUGGCCCAGAGUCAGGCUUUGGGGGCAGGAAAAAAAUAUUGAUUUUCUCUCCCAAAUCCAACACUGUGCUCACACCCUCAUCCUGGGCUGCCAAACUGAGUUAAAUCCUUGGAGAGCUGGAAAAAUGAGGGGGAAAGCAGGAUUCUGACAGCUCUUCCAGCCCUGCACUCUCCUUCUUGUCCAGCUGAACUCAGCAGAGGUUUAAAUUAACAUGAAAUCAGAAUUUCUAACUUCCCUCAUCGCCCUGGCUUGGGAAGAAACAACCACUUCAUCAGCAGGGAGAGGCAGAAGUUCCCUCACAAAAUCCCUCCAUCCCCCUCCCUCCCCAGUUUUCCAUAUGGGAUUUUUCCCAGUCUGAGCCCAGGAAAAGGCUGCCCUGAGGUUUGGUUAUUAUAUUACCUGACAUAAAGCUCAGAGAACUGAAUCUGCCUCAAGAGAUGGAGUUUAAUCUCUCUCUGUACAUUGAUUUUUCUGUGUGGAAGAAGAGACAGUCACAAAAAUACUGCAAAUGUGGAGGUUUGGGGUGGUUUUCAGCUGCUGAUGUUGGGAAUUUAAUAGCAUCCCUUUAGGAAUAAGGGGGUUUUGCUUAAUAAACAGCCAUUAUGGGAUAUUUUUUCUGUACAGGAGCAGACAGAAUUAGAACAAAAAAAAUCUAUUUUAUUAACAGCAAUUCAUAUGAAUUCCACCACUUGAACCAGUGUUUAUUUUCUGUUAAUAAAAAGCAAUUUUGACAAAAA
Messenger RNA from Passer montanus (Eurasian tree sparrow), 1813 nucleotides. RefSeq names its product mesoderm specific transcript (gene MEST). The record is from RefSeq and is a predicted model, not a curated record. The transcript is spliced from 11 exons. NCBI's taxonomy places the organism in Eukaryota, Metazoa, Chordata, Aves, Passeriformes, Passeridae. Gene Ontology annotation, molecular function: catalytic activity. The coding region runs from base 72 to 1052 and encodes 326 amino acids.